GGCAAAGGGCGUUUAUAGAAGCAAUUAAAUAUCAACCCAUUUCAUUUCAAUUCAAUCUGGCCCCUCUCUCUCUCUCAGAUCUCUCUCUCUAGCGGCUGAUCUUACUGAGUGAGAGAGUCACUUACAGUCAUCCAUGGCUCCACUCCGACAUUUCAGUUGCAGCAGCAGCAAGAAUAAUAAGGUAUUCAUCACACUUAAUCUCCUUCUCUUCUCUCUUCUUCUUUCUUCUGCUGCCCAAUCCAUUGAUCCACCCAGAAAACAGCUCUUCUUAGAUCAACCAAAAUCAUCAACCCACAACAAAAACCAAACCAAACUCAUUAAAUCUUCAUCAUCCAAAAACCAAACCAAUCUUCACAAACCCACUUCCGAAUUCCUCUCCUCCUCCUCCUCCUCCAAGACUAAUAAUAAAACAAACCUUCUUAAAUCCCCCCUCCUCCUCAUCAAAGAUAAACUUUCAUCUCAACUGAUCAAGAAACACCUUAAUUCCACCUCUUCUUCUAAACCAUCUAAUUCAACCAAAUCAACUUCCGGAACAAAAUCCUCCAUCGAUCUGUCCAAGUUACCCUCCUCACCCAAAAACAAAACAACCAAACCCAUUUCCACAAAACUACCAAAAUCCCCAGUCCAACUAAACCAAAAUAAAUCCAAAACCCCAGAUAAGCAGCAGCAGCAGCUUAAGAGCACCACCACCACCGACAAGAAACCCAUUUCGAUUAAAUCGCAGAAAAAAGUACAACCCAGUUGGAUUGAUGAAGACGAUGACGAAGACAUUGUUUCGGGUCUUACAGAUCUACCUUCGAAAUUUCAAGAAACUAUAUACCCUGAUUUUAAACAAAUGACUUCGACAUCAAAGGAUUAUCUAAAGAAAGCAAAUAAAGAGAUCACAAAAGGAAUGAACCCAAUAGUUGGGAAGAAAUACGCAGCAUCAAUGGCUUCCGCAAUCUCCUUCGUCUUCAUCAUAAUUCCUCUGGUUUUAGUCUUUCUUCUCUGCAAUCGAAUCAAAUCAUACUUCUCCCUCCAGAAACUUCUAAUCUUCAUCCAAGCUUACCUCGCCAUCUACUUCUCAAUCCUCUGCAUCUCCUCCCUCGUUACCGGCCUGGAGCCGCUCAGGUUUUUCUACUCUACUUCGCAGUCCACCUACAUUUGCCUGCAGGUGCUACAGACGCUUGCUUACGUGUUAUACCUAUUGCUUCUAUUGAUGUAUCUAGUGCUCGUUUUCUCCACCGACACUGGAUCGGGUUCUAAGUUAUUGGGCCUGGCCCAGACGAUAGUGGGCUACGCUGUUGGGCUUCAUUAUUACAUGACGGUGUUUCAUCACGUGGUGCUUAGGCAGCCUCCAAAGACUAAUUGGAAGGUACAUGGGAUCUAUGCCACGUGUUAUCUUGUCAUUUGUCUGUUGGCUACGGCUGAUAGGACCAAGAAGUCUUAUUUGGAAGCCAGCGGUGAAGAGAAUAAAAAGAAUUAAUUAUUAAUAUUUAUUAUUAUUAUUAUUAUUGGUUAAGCGGAUGGAUCUUUACUAUUUUUAUUUUAGUUUUAAAAAGGAAUUGUAAUUUUUCUACCUUUGUUCCCCCCUUAUAUGCAAUUGUUUAUUAAUAUCAAUAUUUAUCCCAAUAAUUAUCAUGUUAAAUUAUUCU
This is a messenger RNA of Impatiens glandulifera, 1634 nucleotides long. RefSeq lists its product as uncharacterized. The record is from RefSeq and is a predicted model, not a curated record. Lineage: Eukaryota; Viridiplantae; Streptophyta; Magnoliopsida; Ericales; Balsaminaceae. Bases 134 to 1465 code for a protein of 443 amino acids. The transcript has a single exon.